Messenger RNA from Helianthus annuus (common sunflower), 1633 nucleotides. Its product is annotated as tyrosine decarboxylase 1. Gene Ontology annotation, biological process: amino acid metabolic process. The record is from RefSeq and is a predicted model, not a curated record. NCBI's taxonomy places the organism in Eukaryota, Viridiplantae, Streptophyta, Magnoliopsida, Asterales, Asteraceae. The transcript has a single exon. Bases 37 to 1515 code for a protein of 492 amino acids. Gene Ontology annotation, molecular function: pyridoxal phosphate binding; carboxy-lyase activity.
AUCAAGCUCAAAAUUUAUAGAAAAUACAACAGCAAAAUGGGCAGCCAAGCAAUGCUGAACCCUCUAGACCCUGAGGAGUUCAGGAGACAAGCCCACAUAGUGGUUGAUUUCCUAGCCGAUUACUAUUUAAAUAUCGAAAACUAUCCUGUUUGUAGCCAAGUUGAACCUGGUUUUCUCACAAAAACCAUGCCCCUAUCAGCACCACUGCAACCCCAACCCAUCGAAACCAUACUGCAAGACGUUCAGAAACAUAUCAUUCCUGGCCUAACCCAUUGGCAAAGUCCUGGUUUUUUCGCUUAUUUCCAAUCCAAUGCAAGUACCGGAAACUUUCUAGGCGAAAUGCUUCUUACCGGGUUUAAUUCUGUAGGCUUUAACUGGUUGGCUUCUCCUGCUGCCACCGAGCUCGAGAUGGUUGUCAUGGAGUGGCUUUUGAAGCUUCUUCAACUUCCAAAAUCAUUCUCAUUUUCUAGUAAUGGAGGGGGUGUCAUUCAUGGGAGUACAUGUGAGAGCUUUGUAUGCACAUUGAUUGCUGCUAGAGAGAAGAAGUUGAGCCAAAGAAAGGCCGAUCUAGGUAAGCUUGUUGUUUACUGCUCCGAUCAGACGCAUUUUUCUCUCCAAAAAGCUUGUCGAGUUGUUGGCAUAAGUCAUAACAAUGUUCGAUCCAUCCAGACGAAAAAGUCCAUGAAUUUUCAGUUAUCCUCGGAUGCAUUAUUAACGGCUAUUGAAUCGGAUGUUAGAGCCGGUUUGAUCCCAUUAUACGUGUGCCUCACCUUAGGAACAACAUCAACGACAGCGGUGGACCCGUUGCUCGCACUGAGUGAGAUUGCAAAACGAUUCCUUAUGUGGGUUCAUGUGGAUGCUGCUUAUGCUGGAAGUGCAUGCAUAUGCCCAGAGUUUCGUCACUUUCUGGAUGGUGUAGAAGGUGCAAACUCCUUCAGUUUUAACCCACACAAAUGGUUCUUGACCACUUUAGAUUGUUGUUGUCUCUGGGUUAAGGAUCAAAGCGAUCUUACAAAAGCUCUUUCUAAUGAUCCCGAACUGUUGAAGAACAAAGCGAGUGACACUAAAAAUGUGGUAGACUACAAAGACUGGCAGAUUGCUCUUAGCCGUCGUUUUAGAGCAAUGAAAUUAUGGAUGGUGAUAAGAAGCUAUGGAGUAACCGGGCUACAAGAGGUUAUAAGAAAACAUGUGAAAUUGGCCAAGCAUUUUGAAGCACUUUUGAUUGCUGACAAGAGAUUUGAAGUUGUAGUUCCUAGGAACUUUGCUACCGUGUGUUUUAAGUUAUUGGCCCCUAAUGCUAGCAAUGAAGACUCUAAACGUCUGACCCAGACUCUCUUGGAUUCACUGAAUGCGUCGGGUCUAGUUUACAUGACACAUGCGGUGAUAGAAGGGGUCUACGUGAUUCGGGUUGCCAUCGGUGCAACCCUUACCGAGGAGAAGCAUGUUCAUAUGCUAUGGGAUAUGGUGCAAGAGCAUGCAACUCAUUUGCUAGCUUCGUGUGCCGAUAUUGAAUAACUUACACCACACUUAAAUGCCUAAAUAUACUUAAAUAAUUAAGCUUGCUUUUGGUGUAAUAUCUCUCAAAGAUAUCAUCAAUAUAUAAGAUAAUGCUAUAAGUUAUAACGUCCUAUAA